Messenger RNA from Myripristis murdjan (pinecone soldierfish), 1831 nucleotides. RefSeq names its product LIM and SH3 domain protein 1-like. Gene Ontology annotation, molecular function: actin filament binding. The transcript is spliced from 8 exons. Gene Ontology annotation, cellular component: focal adhesion. Lineage: Eukaryota; Metazoa; Chordata; Actinopteri; Holocentriformes; Holocentridae. The record is from RefSeq and is a predicted model, not a curated record. Bases 106 to 909 code for a protein of 267 amino acids.
CUGCUUAUGAGGAGCAGGUCUUCUGCCCAGCUGUCCUCACAGCCUGAGCGCUGCCUCUGGACCUUUUCUCUGCAUCAGUGAAGUUUUGUGAAGAGUUUCUGCGCCAUGAAUCCGCCGUGUGGAAGAUGCCAUAAAGCGGUGUACCCCACAGAAAAAAUAAACUGCCUUGACAAGUAUUGGCACAAGGGCUGUUUCAGCUGUGAGGUGUGCAAGAUGGCCCUGAGCAUGUCCAACUACAAAGGCUUUGACAAGAAACCUUACUGCAGUAUGCAUUAUCCCAAAACCUCCUUCACCAUCGUCACUGACACCCCCGAGAAUCUCCGUCUCAAACAGCAGACCAUGCUCAAUAGCCAGGCGAUCUACAAGGAGGAGUUUGAAAAGAACAAGGGAAAGGGUUUCAGUGUGGUGGCCGACACUCCGGAGAUGCAGAGAGUGAAGAAGACACAAGACCAGAUCAGUAACGCGCUCUACAAGGAGGAGUUUGAAAAGAACAAGGGAAAGGGUUUCAGUGUGGUGGCCGACACUCCCGAGAUGCAGAGAGUGAAGAAGACACAAGACCAGAUCAGUAACAUCAAGUACCAUGAGGAGUUUGAAAAGAGCAAGAUUCGGAGUGAUGCACCACCCCCUGAAAAUAGGCAAGAGGAGUAUGAACAGCAGCAGCCACCCUGUCCAAACACAUUCAGUCAGCCUGGUGCGAAGAUGCAUCCUGCUGCAGUAGCGCCACCUGGUGGAGGGCGGCGGUACCAGGCCCUGUACAGCUACUCGGCAGCAGAUGCAGAUGAGGUUUCUCUGCUGGAAGGGGAUCUGAUCUCAGAUGCUGAGCAGAUAGAUGAGGGAUGGAUGUAUGGACGCAACCAGCGCACGGGCCAGCGCGGCAUGCUGCCCGCCAACUAUGUCCGGCCCAUCUGAAACCUCCAGUCACAUCCAAGAUCCAAGAAACAUUUCAUUUUGGUCCAAGGUUUUCAUUUUUCAGCACGCACACCUCCACAGAAGUUCAGGGUCGGUCAACCUCCAGCAGGAACUGCCAUGGUGAUCUGCACCAAAAAUCAGUUUUUGCAAACAAGAAUUUUUUUUAAAACCAGGACUGUACACACAAAAUAAGGGAUAUGACCGGUUUAUCUACUUUACCUUGUUAGAUGUAUGAUUUUUUCUUUUAAGUGGCACUGUUUAGGAGCAGUUAGAAGCUGACCAUCAUGAACUCAGAGAGUGACGUCUGCUAAAAAUGAAGGUAGUCUACCAAAGUGAAAUGACAGUCUCAAGACAGAGCAGUAUUACUAAAUGUUGAAAUCCAGAAGUAUUGUGAGUCACUUUACCUCUCUAGAGUUGAAUGUAAUGUUCAGUAUGUGAAGCUGGACGAAACACUUCAGUCCAUUUUAUUCAAUGUUUUUCUACCUGUGAUUUUUCUCUUUACUGAAUAUACUUGUGGAAAAUAUCAGCAGGAAAGAAAUUAUGAGGGGAAAAGCAGAGGGAAUAAAUUCCCGCUGCCUAGUGAAAUAAUGAAGUUGCACCUCUGGAACCUUUUUUUUUUUUGGUCUGCAACAUUGAUGGUAAACACCCCAGCCCCUUUGCUUCUAAACACAAGUUUAAUCUUUCUCAGGUAACUGAACAUGUCCAGUUUCAGCAUCCAGGUUUUCACAUUGGCAACUGUAAAGCAUAUGACCUUAACACUUCUUCCUCCCAGCGUGGCUGAAUUGGUAUUCUUGUUUCCUGACGGGACAGUGUGUAGUGUCCAGUACAUUUCUUCUGCAUGUCUUUAAAUCAGUGGAGGGCAGCCUUGUCAUGCAUCCCAGAAAUCUUUAAUGUCACUUAGCAGCAAAUAGCCAAAAAAAAA